AGCGUUUUCAAAAUAUUUUUGCGUAAAUUUAGUCAUCGAUCGAAGUUUGAUCUUGGAGACUUGAGUAAUGAUUUUAAAGCCGUUCUACCUUGGGUUUCACAAGAUUCGGUUAAUGUAGUGACCACCUCUUUUCUUGAAGUGCAAGAAAAGAUUUUUGAUUCUUACAAAUCUUCAGUGGAUGGAUAUUUCAGGUUUCUACAAUUUGCAAAUUGUAGAAAGGAUGAGAACAAAAAUUCUGGAGAGCGUGUGCACCACAAAUAUAUUGAAGAAUCCGAUAAAACUACGGCAUGUCUUAGAUUAUUGAGGUUACUGGUUAAACAUGGAUCACAGAUAGACGCCUCAUUUAUGUCAGGAUUUGAUGGCACUGACGUCCGGUCUUGGGAAAACAUCAUCCCUCAACUUUUCUCGCGAUUAGACCAUCCGGAUCCUUUCGUCCAACAUCAACUUUGUAAACUCUUGUGUGCCAUUGCUUCUAACUCACCUCAGCUUGUCGUGUAUCACGCCGUUGUGUCCUCAAAUUCUCGUGGAACUAGUGAACAAAAUAAGCAACUGCUUCAAAAAAUUGCAGAAAGUCUGGAUAACACCAAUGGUGCAUUGAUCGCCGAAAUUCGGCGUGUCAUCAGAGAGCUACAGCACAUAACCGUGCUAUUUGAGGAACUUUGGCUUAAUAAGAUCGGUGGACUACAACUCGACAUAAACAAACGAUUUCAUAAAGUUGAAUGCGAAUUUGAAAGGAUCAAUGACAAUCUCAGUCUUUCAUCGGAUCAAAGAAUUCGAAUUAUGAAGGAGAGCUACGACGCCAUCAUGAGGCCCGUCAUUUCUUCUAUUGAACGUUUAUAUAACAAUACUAUUUCUGUCGCAUCAACCCCACAUGAAAA
Messenger RNA from Acaulospora morrowiae, 878 nucleotides. The record is from the annotation of a GenBank genome assembly. Lineage: Eukaryota; Fungi; Glomeromycota; Glomeromycetes; Diversisporales; Acaulosporaceae.